This is a messenger RNA of Chanos chanos (milkfish), 1641 nucleotides long. Its product is annotated as probable E3 ubiquitin-protein ligase TRIML1. The transcript has 6 exons. Gene Ontology annotation, molecular function: protein binding. The record is from RefSeq and is a predicted model, not a curated record. The coding region runs from base 1 to 1641 and encodes 546 amino acids. Lineage: Eukaryota; Metazoa; Chordata; Actinopteri; Gonorynchiformes; Chanidae.
AUGCCUUCUGUUGUAUCACCCUCCUUACCUGCGCCCAGGGUGGAUUCACCUGUCCUGAUCUCCCAGCACCUGAAGUGCUCCAUCUGUCAGAACCUACUGAAGAACCCUGUCACCACUACCUGUGGCCACACCUUCUGCUUGACCUGCCUGGAACCUCAUCCGUUGAUCUGCCCGGUCUGCAAGGAACAUCUACAGAUGCAAAUAAAGCCAAGUGUCAAUGUGAUUCUAAAGACUCUUGUGCAGGAGUUGUGCAAAGCCAACUGUCCAAAACCUGGUGAGUUCACAGGAGCUUCGGGAGAAGUGGCGUGUGACGUCUGCAGUGGAAAUCGGAAGCUCAAGGCUGUGAAGUCCUGUCUGGUGUGUCUGAUGUCGUAUUGUAGCUGGCAUGUGGAACAGCACCGGUCCACACAACGACUGAGAGGCCAUCACCUGGUGGCCCCAGUGGAGGACCUGGACCAGAGGGCGUGUCUGACUCACGGUCGACCCCUGGAGCUGUACAGCUGUGAGGAGGGAAAAUGCAUCUGUGCUCUGUGUGUGCAGGAGGGCAGACAGGUUGUUCCCGUAGAAACGGAGAGGAACAGGAGACAGGCUGACUUGGGAAGUACUAAAAGGGAUGUUGAAAAGAUGAUUCAGGAGAGAGAAGACAAAGUAAAGGAAAUUCAGCAUGCAGUGGGACAAUGUCAGGGUAAGAUAGACAGAGAGAAAGAGGAGAUAAAGGGGGUGUUUGAGGGUCUGAUGGCAGCAGUGGAGGAGGCACAGAGGGAGGCACUGCACCCUCUUGAGGACAGGAGGAGGCGUCUGAAGAUGGAGGCUGAGGAGCUGACCAGUGAGCUGAAGAGAGAGAUCAGUGAAUUCAGGAAGGUCAUCGCUGAGUUCGAUCGAAUCACCGAUGCUGAAGACCACGUUCACUUCCUGCAGAGUCACUCAACAGUGCCAAAGUUAGAGCAAAGCAGAGACUUAAUGGAUACUGCUGUCGAUACUGAGUUGUCAUUUAGUUCAAUACAGAGAAAUCUGGCAGCCAUGAAAGCUAAGAUUGAUGCAGAGCUAGAGAAAAUAUCCAGUCUCGAAAUUCGGAGGAUCCAGAUGUUUGCAGUCGAUGUAUCUCUCGACCCAGACACGGCUAAUGCUCAGCUAGUUCUGUCAGAUGAUGGAAAGGAAGUGAGAGAUGGAGGAAUCAAACAAGAUUUCCCAGACAACGAUGAAAGAUACGACUUGUUCGGCUGCGUGCUGGGUCAGAACCAGCUGACCUCUGGCAGAGCUUACUGGGAGGUUGGUGUCUGGGAAAAGACAGGGUGGGAUUUAGGCGUGGCAGCUGAGGAUGCCAACAGGAAGGGCAAGAUCCCCCUAAAACCCAGUCAGGGUUACUGGGCCAUUGUGCAUUGUAAUAAGAAUCUUUACUGUGCACUGGAGGAUCCUCCUGUCCGUCUUCCUGUCCCAGAGAAAGUCCAGAGAGUGGGGGUGUUUGUGGACUAUGAGGAGGGUCUGGUGUCCUUCUAUAAUGUGGAGGCCAGAUCACAUAUUUACACCUUCACUGACUGCAACUUCAGGGACAUUCUCCGCCCAUAUUUCAGCCCCCAUUUUUGUCAAAAUGGGAGAAACUCAAGUCCACUGGUCAUCUGUCCUGUCAAUCAAAGCAACUGA